This is a messenger RNA of Physella acuta, 637 nucleotides long. Its product is annotated as protein TonB-like. NCBI's taxonomy places the organism in Eukaryota, Metazoa, Mollusca, Gastropoda, Physidae. The record is from RefSeq and is a predicted model, not a curated record.
GUUUGAUUCAUUCCUUUCUUUUUGCGUCGGCAGAAAAAAAUUAUAAUCAUCUCUCAAGAUGGUAACAUUCACAAUUAUCCAAAUGAUGGUAAUGAUGUUUUUCAGCUUAUGCCGUGCACAAGACGGUUGCGUCGCGUAUGACUCUGCAAAGUUUGCAGUUGAGCAAGUCACGGUUGGAUCUCAUUAUGGUUGCUUUGAGGCCAGUGUAAGAAGAAAUCAGUCUUAUGCCUAUACCUACCAAGGUGGUGUUUGUAAAAUUACAGUUUUGUUCAACCCAAACAAUAUAUCGGUCGACCCCAAAUGGGCAACGGGAUUUGUAAUUUGUACCAACGAUCCGUCCCACUGUGCGGCCUAUUCAAGCUUUACAGCGGCAAGCUCGUUUAUUUCUACACAUGCGCUGAAUCUGAGAUCACCACCCAAGCGCCAACCACCCAAGCGCCAACCACACAAACGACAACCACCCAAACGCCAACCACCCAAGCGAAACUCACCCAAGCGCCAACCACCCAAGCGCCAACCACCCAAACGCCAACCACCCAAACGCCAACCACCCAAGCGAAACUCACCCAACCGACAACCACUCAAGCAACAACCACACAAAAAGCAACCACUGCUACUACUAAAAAGACAAGAAUGA